GGUGGAGACCCCUCCUCCAGCUCCUGGGAGCUGCUGGACAAUCCCAGGAGGAGGAGGAGGAGGAGGAGAAGGAGGCGCUGGCUGGGCUGCUGGAGUGACCCCCACCAGGCCGGGCCCCGCUCCCCGUGGCCUCGGGGACCGCCAUGCCCGCAGGGGGCCGGGCCGGGAGCUUGAAGGACCCCGACGUGGCUGAACUCUUUUUCAAGGAUGACCCUGAGAAGCUCUUCUCGGACCUGCGGGAGAUCGGCCACGGCAGCUUUGGGGCUGUGUACUUUGCUCGGGAUGUCCGGAGCAGCGAAGUUGUUGCCAUCAAGAAGAUGUCCUACAGUGGGAAGCAAUCGAAUGAGAAGUGGCAGGACAUCAUCAAGGAGGUGCGGUUCCUGCAGAAGCUGCGGCAUCCAAACACCAUUCAGUACCGGGGCUGUUACCUGAGGGAGCACACGGCUUGGCUGGUGAUGGAGUACUGCCUGGGUUCUGCCUCCGACCUCCUGGAGGUGCACAAGAAGCCCCUCCAGGAGGUGGAGAUCGCAGCCGUGACGCACGGGGCCCUGCAGGGGCUGGCCUAUUUGCAUUCCCACAACAUGAUCCACAGGGAUGUGAAAGCUGGCAAUAUUCUGCUUUCGGAGCCAGGGCUGGUGAAACUGGGAGACUUUGGCUCAGCCUCCAUCAUGGCGCCUGCCAACUCUUUUGUGGGCACCCCGUACUGGAUGGCUCCUGAGGUGAUCUUGGCUAUGGAUGAGGGCCAGUACGACGGCAAGGUGGAUGUCUGGUCCCUGGGGAUCACGUGCAUCGAGCUGGCGGAGCGGAAGCCACCCCUAUUUAACAUGAAUGCGAUGAGUGCCUUAUACCACAUUGCUCAGAACGAGUCCCCCGUGCUCCAGUCCGGACACUGGUCCGAGUACUUCCGGAAUUUUGUGGAUUCCUGUCUCCAGAAAAUCCCUCAAGACAGACCGACCUCGGACGUGCUGCUUAAGCACCGGUUUGUUCUCCGCGAUCGGCCUCCCACGGUGAUCAUGGACCUGAUCCAGAGGACCAAGGACGCCGUGCGGGAGUUGGACAACCUGCAGUACCGGAAGAUGAAGAAGAUCUUGUUCCAGGAGGCUCAGAACGGGCCUAGCGCCGAGGUCCCCGAGGAGGAGGAGGAGGAGCCGGAGCCGUACCUGCACCGGGCGGGGACCCUCACCAGCCUGGAGAGCAGCCACUCGGUGCCCAGCAUGUCCAUCAGCGCCUCCAGCCAGAGCAGCUCGGUCAACAGCCUGGCCGACGCCUCUGACAACGAGGAAGAGGACGAGGACGAGGAGGAAGAGGAGGAGGAAGAGGAGGAGGAGGAGGAGGACGGUCCGGAGGCCGGCGAGAUGGCCAUGAUGCAGGAGGGCGAACACACCGUCACCUCCCACAGCUCCAUCAUCCACCGCCUGCCCGGCCCGGAAAACCUGUACGAUGAUCCUUACCAGCCGGAGCCGUCUCCGGGGCCCCUCCAGCCGCCUCCUCCCCCGGCCUCCUCCUCGUCCUCCGCCCGGCGCCGAGCGUACUGUCGCAACCGGGACCACUUCGCCACCAUCCGCACCGCCUCCUUGGUGAGCCGUCAGAUUCAGGAGCACGAGCAGGACUCUGCUCUGCGGGAGCAGCUGAGCGGUUACAAGCGGAUGCGGCGGCAGCACCAGAAGCAGCUCCUGGCGCUGGAGUCCCGUCUGCGGGGCGAGCGGGAGGAGCACGGCGUCCGGCUGCAGCGGGAACUGGAGGCCCAGAGGGCCGGCUUCGGGGCCGAGGCCGACAAGCUGGCCCGGCGCCACCAGGCCAUCGGGGAGAAGGAGGCCCGGGCCGCCCAGGCCGAGGAGCGCAAAUUCCAGCAGCACAUCCUGGGCCAGCAGAAGAAGGAGCUGGCCGCUCUGCUGGAAGCCCAGAAACGCACGUACAAGCUGAGGAAAGAGCAGCUUAAGGAGGAGUUGCAGGAGAAUCCGAGCACACCGAAGCGGGAAAAGGCAGAGUGGCUUCUGCGGCAGAAGGAGCAGCUGCAGCAGUGCCAGGCGGAGGAGGAGGCCGGGCUGCUGCGGCGCCAGCGCCAGUACUUCGAGCUGCAGUGUCGCCAGUACAAGCGCAAAAUGCUGCUAGCCCGGCACAGCCUGGACCAGGACCUGCUGCGGGAGGACCUGAACAAGAAGCAGACGCAGAAGGACCUGGAGUGCGCCCUGCUGCUGCGGCAGCACGAGGCGUCGCGGGAGCUGGAGGCCCGGCAGCUGCAGGCCGUGCAGCGCACGCGGGCCGAGCUGACCCGGCUGCAGCACCAGACGGAGCUGGGCAAUCAGCUGGAGUACAACAAGCGGCGCGAGCAGGAGCUGCGCCAGAAGCACGCGGCUCAGGUCCGCCAGCAGCCCAAGAGCCUCAAAUCCAAGGAGCUGCAGAUCAAGAAGCAGUUCCAGGAGACGUGUAAGAUCCAGACGCGGCAGUACAAGGCCCUGAGGGGGCACCUGCUGGAGGGCACGCCCAAGGCCCAGCACAAAGGCCUGCUGAAGCGGCUCAAGGAGGAGCAGACCCGCAAGCUGGCCAUCCUGGCCGAGCAGUACGACCAGUCCAUCUCGGAGAUGCUCAGCUCCCAGGCGCUUCGCCUGGAUGAGACCCAGGAGUCGGAAUUUCAGACCCUGCGUCUGCAGCUGCAGCAGGAGCUGGAGCUGCUCAACGCUUACCAGAGCAAGAUCAAGAUCCGCACGGAGAGCCAGCACGAGCGGGAGGCCCGAGAGCUGGAGCAGAGGGUGGCGCUGAGGCGGGCCCUGCUGGAGCAACGGGUGGAAGAGGAGCUGCUGGCCCUGCAGACGGGACGGUCGGAGCGGAUCCGGGGGCUGCUGGAGCGCCAGGCGCGGGAGAUCGAGGCCUUCGACGCGGAGAGCAUGCGGCUGGGCUUCUCCAGCAUGGCGCUGGGGGGCAUCCCGGCCGAGGCCGCCGCCCAGGGCUACCCCGCCCCGCCGCCGGCCCCCGCCUGGCCUUCGCGCCCCGUGCCCCGCUCCGGCGCCCACUGGAGCCACGGCCCCCCGCCGCCGGGCAUGCCCCCGCCGGCCUGGCGGCAGCCCUCCCUGCUGGUGCCCCCCGGGCCGCCCACCUGGCUGGGCCCCCCGCCGGCGGCCGGGCCGCCCCGGCCCGGGGCCCUGCUGCUCCUGAGGAACAGUCCCCAGCCCCUGCGCCGGGCAGCCUCGGGCAGCGGGGACGGGGGCGGCCCGGGCCCCGGGCCCGGGGGACUCAGUCGCAGCACCAGCGUCGCCUCCCACAUCCUCAACGGCUCUUCCCACUUCUACUCCUGAGCGGCCCGGGGUUCGGGGGAGCCGGUGGUGGCAGCGGCGGCCGGUGAUCC
Molecule: messenger RNA, 3343 nt
Organism: Tachyglossus aculeatus (Australian echidna)
Lineage: Eukaryota; Metazoa; Chordata; Mammalia; Monotremata; Tachyglossidae
Gene: TAOK2
Product: TAO kinase 2
Exons: 19
Coding region: 144-3293 (1049 amino acids)
Biological process (GO): protein phosphorylation
Molecular function (GO): ATP binding; protein kinase activity
Source: RefSeq, a predicted model, not a curated record